This is a messenger RNA of Orbicella faveolata, 4398 nucleotides long. Its product is annotated as glycine receptor subunit alpha-2-like. NCBI's taxonomy places the organism in Eukaryota, Metazoa, Cnidaria, Anthozoa, Scleractinia, Merulinidae. Gene Ontology annotation, molecular function: GABA-A receptor activity; extracellular ligand-gated monoatomic ion channel activity. Gene Ontology annotation, biological process: monoatomic ion transmembrane transport. Gene Ontology annotation, cellular component: membrane. The record is from RefSeq and is a predicted model, not a curated record.
AAUGUUGCAGUAGUGGUUAGCAGAGAAGAACGGACGAAGAAAGCCUCUCAAGUAACAGGUCUAGACAUGAUUACAAAGGCAUCGGGAAGACUGCUUUCUUGUUAUCGGCAAUUUCUGUAUCAAUUAAUAAAUUUCGAGGUAGGCAGGCAGAAUAUUCUAGUUGGUCCUAGUUGUCAUGUUUCGGAUGUUUUUUUCUAUUCUGGCAGAUGUUAGUAGCAAUUGAAGAAAUGGUUCGUUUUGACACGAUCUGCCAAACAGCAGGUUCGAGGCGCUUUUUGCCAAGGAUUGUGGCUUUAUCUUAAGUCUUGCGCAAAUAUUAAUGUUGCAGACUUUGAUGAAAUAUUCAUACUAAUAAUUCAUGGUAGCUUUGUAUAAUGGAACGUGCACUUUUUUUAAAAAGGUAUAUUAUCCGUGAAAUACCUCACUAUUUUAAAGGCACAAUUUGAAGCUCCAAACAGCCUAACAAUUUCACCUGUACUCUUUUUAGAGGUCGAAAAGAGAAUGCAGUAAUAGCACAUCCAGUUUUUCUGUGGGAUGUCGCAAGUUAAGUGAGGUUCUAAAUAAUUCAUCGGACGACAGUUUGCUUUAGUUUUCAUUGAUGUUUACCGCCAAACGAUAAUAUUAGUUUUAUAUAAUUUUUGGGAGUAGAAAUAUAAUGAUAUAUUGCUUGCUUGACUUAUAAACAGUUCUGUGGACAUACAACGGUUAUACACCAAGCUUGUUGGCAUUUUGCCCGGGAACGAAGUCUAUUUUAGGUUCACAACGUGCGGACCGAACAAAAGUGUGAAAGAAUUCUUUUAUUACUGAUUUUUUUGACAUAAAAACGUUACUUAUUAAACCGGAGUUAACUUGCGUGAGCGAUCUGAAUGAAAAAACGAACACGCCACAGCACAUUGGUGUUGUCUACAUUACGUGAGUCAGUUGAGUUUAUUCUAUACUUAAUCCUCAAGAUUUUACUUGCUCCAAAGGCUUUUAACUAAGGCUAUGAAUUCUAUCACUUAAUCUGACAGUGUUUGAAGCCAAAAAAAAUAGAUCGCCGAUUUAAUUUGUUUUCCGCUUAAUAGUAGUAGACAACACGAUGCCAUUUUCAAAAAUUGACACGCGAAGCUUACAUCAGUUUUUAAUCGCUUAUUCUUUUGAAUUUUUGCAAUUUUUGCCCACAAUUGACCGACUGUUCGUUAGAUACGGAAAGAAUAAUCUGCAGGGAACAGUCACAAUUCUUUUGUAAGUGGACGUGAUCAAUUCUCAGGCGUAUUUUAAUUUCUGAUUUCAGCAUGCAUUCUCUAAUAACGGCACCAGGCCCGAUUCAAUAAUUACCGAAAAAAAACAAAGCAAAAAAAAAUAACAAAGAAAAAAAAGGAGAAAAAACAAGAACAGACAAUUUAACCAAAUUAUUAAUUAGCUCUGUUCAAUCAUCAGAGACCGCGAUGAAGGGUUAAAAGCCAUGAUAUUCUUCCCAGUUGGCCGUUUCUUGAUAUUUUUGAAACAACUAAAAAACACUUAGCUUACUUAUUCCUCGCGGGUUUACGUACGUGACCAUUUUAAUAAUUUAUUCCAUCGCUUCCAAUAAAUAAGAGAAACACCGAUACAAAAGCCACAGUGAUGCUCCUGAGAGUAUUUCAGAAUCAUUUCUCUAAAAGGUAUCAACAUCCAGUGUUUGUGCGUAGCUCAAGUUCCUUUUCUUCUCUGAGAGGCAAAGAACAGAGCCAUUCAUCAGUAUUUCUCUUUACCCAGUUUAAACGGAUGCGUAAAGAAGGCGGGUUUCCAUCACUCGUAGUGUAAAGACAGCAAAUGUUGCCAAAACUGUACUUCUCGCUUUUCGUCGCGGCGGUUUCUGUGUUAGUUCAUUCCAGAGAAGAAGAAUCGCCGACAAGAUCUUCCAAAUACUGGAGUGGUAUGAAUGCAUCGCAUGUGCUACGCAUGCUUCUGGACGAGAAGCACUACGACAAGCGAUUCAGACCUAACUUUGAAGGUGAACCUGUAAAAGUGCUAGUAUCUAUUUUUAUCACGUCAUUAGGUGGACUCGAUGAAAGGGAAAUGCAAUUUGAAAGUACGUUCUUCAUGCGGCAAUCGUGGUACGACUCGCGGCUUAAGUUUGGAGAAUACUAUGACAAGAGAAACCUGACGCUAAAUGGAGACAUCAUACAACAAAUCUGGAUUCCCGAUACAUACGUGAACAACGAAAAGUCCAGCUCCGCACCCAAGACAGAAUUUCUUCUGAAAGUAUAUCCAGAUGGAAAGGUUGACUACAGUCAAAGAAUGACUGUGAUAGCGGCGUGCAAGAUGGAUCUUCGAAAUUAUCCCAUGGAUAAACAAAACUGCAGCCUGCUGUUUGAAAGUUAUGGCAUGACCACUGACGACUUGUACUAUAAGUGGGACGCUAAGGAGGGCAGAGAUAAUCUUGAGAGUGCCGUGGCCAUAGGAGAUGAACUGAUUAUGUCACAGUUUGCGGUUGACGGGACUUCAGUGGAUGAAAUAACAGCUUCAUAUGUAACAGGUACAGGUACUUUCUCCAUGCUGCAGUUAACCUUCUAUAUCAGACGAAAAAAGUUCUACUACGUCGUUUCGAUUUACAUUCCUACAAUCCUCAUCACCAUUCUGAGUUGGGUCUCGUUUUGGAUUCCACGAAACUCGCCGCCAGCUCGGGUCGCCCUCGGCAUCACGACAGUUCUCGCGCUGACGACUUUGAUCUUCGGAAUUCAAGCGUCGAUGCCGAAGGUCAGCUAUGUGAAAGCGAUUGACUGGUUCCUUUGUGUUUCCUUUCUGUACGUAUUCGCUGCUUUGGUAGAGUAUCCGAGUUCAACUUUUGUGAAGUCACAAGCGAAGAAGUUGACCCGAAAGGGAACGAACAUUCUACGAAAGGUCAAAGGACUGAAGGAUGAUCCAGAAGAUUUAUCGCUUUCAAGAACCAGAUAUGGCAGCACAGACAAGGAGGAAUCUGAUCUACGGAAACUAGCUAGGAGCAAAACUGGAGAAAUGAACAGCAGUUACGAACAUUCACUGAUUGAAAGUAACAUGGAUGGCGGGAGUUGUCUCCAUGCCUCGCACGGGCGGCGAAGACGACUGUCUACUGAUGACCCAGAGGACGAUUAUGAAAACAAUUUUAGAGACGAAGGAAGCGUUAAUACUGUAGAUAAAUAUGCAAGGAUUUGUUUUCCUGUUUCUUAUUUACUAUUUAACAUCUGCUAUUGGAUUAUCUUUUUAUCAUCAUGAUAAGGUAAAUUUAAUGAUUAAACUGUAAGAUAAGAGCAAGAUCAAAAUUAGCAAAACUAAAUUGGAAUGAACGCCUAUUUUUGUGUCCAAUGACAUUACCGUAGACACGCACACGAGGCAAAGUACGAUUCUUUUACUGCCACGCGUCGCAUUCGCGUUUUUUUUUUACACUUGUAUGUUCGGGGUGCAAUUGUAAAUAAACCUUGCGCUGUCUUUAUGAACUAAUUUUAUAUAAUAAAAACGACUUUGACUCGGAGCGAACCCGGCUAACAAUGAGCCAAAUGCUUAUCAUAAUAAUGCCUCUUAACGAGUUAACGUUGUAUUUGAUUUCAUAAGUUGAAAUGAACGAAUCUUAUGUGUCAUGGCUUUGUUGGGCGCCCAUCUCUGUGAGUAAAACCUCGUAGUUGUGGUAAACAUAACAAUACUUGUGUUGUGAUGCUCUAGAGAAUCUGGAUGGUAUAACUUUUUUCGAAAGAUUCAACAUCUAAAAUCAUACCGUAGAAUUCCGAAAGUAACGCCUCCUCCCCAUCCCCGCCGAAAAUAACAGCUCCCCGAAAGUAACGUGAGAGUAAAGUAAGAGAAACUUUCUGUUCUCAAGCGCAAUGCGGAUGAAACAGCUUGACUGCAGGAGUGAACAACUUGAAGAGUUAUUUGGAAUUUUAUUUCGAACUAAACUGAAUGUUAUGAUAUACUGCAGUGUAUCGACGGGUAAUAAGUUGCAUUGCGAUAUAAUACAACCAUUAUAUUUUCGCCCUACAACACCAUGAUUAGGGCCCUUUUUGUUUAUACAGUCUGUUUCGUUUAUGUGGGUAGUUUGGAAUAUACAAAAAACGCAACUUUUAAUUCCAUGUGUUACGUGUCCGCUUUUUAAUGGGAAAAGUAACGGCUACCCGUAAGUAGCAACCCCUUUCGCCUGCUAAUUCCAAAAGUAACGGGGGCCGUUACUUUCGGAAUUCUACGAUAAUUGUUUUUAUUUAUAUAAUUUACAUAGAUCACAUUUCCCGGAGUAUGAAAGCUUUGUGCUGCGCUUCACUAAUUAGUUUAGUUAUCUACGGCUGCCAUAUUCUAUUUUAGAUCAAAGCGAACAAAAGAAAACAGUUUUCUAUAACGCAGGACCACUACUUUGCCAGUAAAGGUAAGGUAAAGUCUGAAUACGAGCUAAGUGGACCAUCAGGCCGGCGCUUA